GAAUAUCCCUACUGUUUUACAUAGCAACACAAAAUAUUUGACAUAUGGUAAUUUUACAACACUGGUUACUGUCAGUUUAUUGUACAUUACGCGCUAAUUGGAAAUUUUAUUAAAUUUUGCAAACGGCAGAAGCCGUUUUACAUAAAUUUAACUGUGUUUAAAAUUCCAUUCAUAAUGGAGGAACCGUCUACAUUUUUGUUUAUACUUAAGAAAAUUAAAUUGCGAAAUAAAAAAUCUGCUCCAGAAACUAAAGCAGAAUUGGUGUCGCGCUUGGAAUACAACUUAAGAACUUUGAAGGAGUUGUUCCAUGAUGAUCUGAAAACAAUUUCACACAAAUUAGCGGAAGCACUUAACAUUAAAGAUAUUUUAUUUGAUAUUGAAGUUCCACCCGAGGAAGAACAGCAAAUAAUAUAUCUUGUUUUUAUGAUGUACGCAUUAGUCAAUAUCACGAAAUUACCUCAUUUUUCUUCUGAUAAGCCAGAGGAUCUUAUUUCCGCUGAAAAUGUAAAUCUUUGCAUAUUGGCAGUGCAGGAUUUAAGCAAUCUAGCAUUGACUCCAAAUAUACAUAAGUUGCUACGCAGUAAACGUAUAUUCGGGCACACGGAAUUAGGUGCACCACCAAACUUUGUACUGCUACGUUGUUUUGUAGUAUUUUUUAUAGAAAUGUUGCAAAUAACAUAUUUUCAUAUUGCUAAUUCCAUGGAAAUAGUAUUAUUGCAUUUUAUGGCGGCAACUUACACGUUAUUAUUUGCCUAUCACGAAAAAGAAAUAAUGAUGGAGGAUGAUGAAGUAAAGCGUAUUCUUAAAAUGCUUAAUAUUGUUUGGUAUAAUAUAUCUAGAGAAAAAUGCAUGAAAAAUACUAUUAUUAUUAUGGGUAUAAAUCAGAAAACACAAAUGUUCAUACGCAAAUAUUUGCGAUAUAUGGUGACUUUAGACAAUGGUUAUGUGACGUUUGUUCAUACAUUCGAAGCAGCAAUACAAGCAGAAGGCAGUGCGGGUAAUGUUGAUCCAAAGCAUGUUAUUCAACUUAUGGCUAAAAUAAUUGCGUCAUUUACCUCCGUAGCGAAGAAGAUAAUACCACAAAUUAUGUCAUAUGUUAAAUUAUGUCUAACUACAAGCAGUUUUGAUCAAAAUUUGAAUACGGCGUUACUCACAUUACGGAGAUUAUAUGAUGAAAAUAUCCACAACAAAUCUUACAUUUUAAACGAAAUUGAUGCCAUUCUGCACAAGUUUAUAGAGCCAGAGGAUUUACUUACUGGAUUUAUUUUGAUGGAAAAUAGUGAAUUUUCACUUACUAUCUCGUUAAUAUAUCAUUUAUUUUGUUUUUCAUCUGUGGAAUGCCUGCCAAGCAGUGCAUUAGGAGACUAUUUGUAUAUGUUCCUACAAGUAUUUCAACAAGCCGCAGAGAAAACUACAGAGAAGAAACAGUUGGCGAACAUAAUCACACGCUAUUUGAAUAACCAAACAAAUGAAGAAUUGAUAAAUAUCAUUGAAAAACUCUUUACAAAAACAGAUCGUUGGCAGUAUAAGCUGCAUGAACGCAUUUCCAUUGUCAAUAACACUGUGCUUAUUGUCAGCACCGACGAUGUGAAUAUAUUGUCUUAUAUUCCUGCAGUAAUUGCCGAAGUAUUUAAAGUUGAGACGCAUUACACUUUAACAUAUGAUAUAUUUAUGAUUCUUUUAAAACUAGUUUUAAGUGACACAUUUUAUAAGACUGAUAAUGCUGAAAGCACUAAAGAUAUAAGUUUGAUAGAAACAGAAGACGAGUUAAUGAAUUACAUCGCUUCUAAUUAUCCCGUGCCCUUUGGAAUUUUACAUACGCUGAGUGCGUUAAUUGAACUUGAUUCACUCAAAACACAACUGAAAGCAAAUGACGAACGGAUGCUCCAAGUUAUGACUAACAUAUUACAGAAAUAUUCGAAAGACGAUCACCCCAACUCCGGCAAUUCUCUAACACAAACUCAAAUUGUAUUUGGUGUCAUAUCAUUAUUACAUGAAAUUUUAAAGAGUUCAUCUAAACCACAAAACUGUACUCAUCUUUUGUCAGUUUUUGAAAAGUUAGAAUCACAAAGUCUACCAAUAGAUUUGAAACAACGCUUAAUUGAAAUGAAAAAGAUCAUAAAAUGUGAUUACAAGAUUGAUCACGUUCACGAGGAAUUUGAACGAGCACGUAAUCUUAUCGAACAAUCUCAACCAUAUUUGCAAGCGGAAGGAAUGAAAAAAUUCGAUAAUCUUCUAAAAGCCAAUAACUAUUAUACGAUAGCAAAUGGUCACAUCAUUAUUGUGUUAGCUAUUAAUAUGUUGAAAAACAAGGACUCAUAUGCUUUUCUUAAGGCUAUAAAUUUAUUCAAAACUUUGGUUGAAAAACUCAGCAUCAAUGUAAUAGAAAUCUUGUGCGAUCUGUAUUUGGAGGAAAAAGACGAUAUUGAUCAACGUCUUGUUGUGGGAGAGGCAAUUGUUAAAAUCUGUGCAAAUUUAGGUCCACUUUGCUAUAAACAUAAGGCGGUUUUAAUAAACACUUUCUUCCAAGGAGCACGUUCGCGUCAUGAUGAAUUUCGUAUGUCUGCUUAUGCAAACUUAAGUCAAUUGUGCCGUAUACUUUCUUAUCAAAUAGAUCAUUUCUUUUAUGAGCUUAUAAUAUUAGUUCAGGACGAACUAAAUACUGGUAAAUACGUGCCUGCUCAACGUGCAGCAGUUCUAGUGCUCAGUGAUAUCUUAGAAGGUAUGGAGGAUGUUUUCCAGUUUGCAGAAAAACUUUCGCCUAUGUUUAAAAUAUUAAAAAGAGUUUCGAACGAUAGUAAUUAUGACAAAGAAGUUCGUAACCAUGCAAACAAUGGACUAAAGACUUUGGCGAAAAAGUGUGAACAGAUUUUUAAUGUUGAACAAACAUUAGAGAAAAAAAUUCAAAUAUUGAGUUUAGGCGAAAAGAAAGCGACUAAAAGAAAUAAACACAUUCUCGAAUUGAAUUAAAAAUAUUAAUCAGAACAGAACUUAUUCACCAGUGAUAUACUUGAAGAUGUUUUAUUUACAUUUUUUAUUCUUCUCCGU
This is a messenger RNA of Teleopsis dalmanni, 3048 nucleotides long. RefSeq names its product transport and Golgi organization protein 6 (gene Tango6). Gene Ontology annotation, biological process: protein secretion. Bases 175 to 2970 code for a protein of 931 amino acids. NCBI's taxonomy places the organism in Eukaryota, Metazoa, Arthropoda, Insecta, Diptera, Diopsidae. The transcript has 4 exons. The record is from RefSeq and is a predicted model, not a curated record.